GUGUCCAACCUCUAUCUCUAUGACAGUGUGCUCAUGUUGGCCAACGCCUUCCACAGAAAGCUAGAAGACAGGAAAUGGCACAGCAUGGCAAGCUUGAACUGCAUGAGAAAAUCCACCAAGCCUUGGAACGGAGGCCGAUCCAUGCUGGAGACCAUUAAGAAGGGUCAUAUUACGGGACUCACCGGUGUCAUGGAGUUCAGAGAAGAUGGUGCCAACCCCUACGUCCAAUUUGAAAUUCUUGGAACCAGCUACAGCGAAACAUUUGGCAAGGAUGUGCGAAGGUUGGCAACGUGGGACUCCGAGAAAGGACUGAACGGCAGCCUGCAGGAACGACGCCUGGGCAGCGACUUACAAGGAUUAACACUGAAAGUGGUGACUGUCUUGGAAGAACCUUUUGUGAUGGUGGCUGAAAAUAUUCUUGGGCAACCCAAGCGUUAUAAAGGCUUUUCCAUCGACGUCCUAGAUGCGCUUUCGAAGAAUUUGGGCUUCAAGUAUGAGAUCUAUCAAUCCCCAGAUGGCAAAUACGGACAACAGCUCCAUAACAGCUCCUGGAAUGGCAUGAUUGGAGAACUUAUUAACAAGAGAGCUGAUUUGGCAAUCUCUGCCAUCACCAUCACACCGGAACGGGAGAGCGUUGUAGACUUCAGCAAACGCUACAUGGAUUAUUCUGUAGGGAUCCUGAUCAAGAAACCGGAAGAGAAGAUCAACAUCUUUUCCCUCUUUGCCCCCUUUGAUUUUGCCGUGUGGGCUUGCAUCGCCGCUGCCAUCCCUGUCGUCGGCGUCCUGAUCUUCGUCCUGAACCGAAUCCAGGCCGUGAGAGCCCAGAACUCUUCCCAGCCGGGUGCCUCCCCGUCCUCGACACUUCACAGCGCCAUUUGGACAGUAUACGGGGCCUUUGUUCAGCAAGGUGGCGAAUCUACGGUCAAUUCCAUGGCGAUGCGCAUAGUGAUGGGAAGCUGGUGGCUCUUCACCCUUAUCGUAUGUUCAUCAUACACAGCCAACCUGGCAGCAUUUCUCACAGUAAACAGGAUGGACAAUCCAAUAAG
This is a messenger RNA of Gekko japonicus, 1046 nucleotides long. RefSeq names its product glutamate receptor ionotropic, delta-1-like. Gene Ontology annotation, molecular function: glutamate-gated receptor activity; transmitter-gated monoatomic ion channel activity involved in regulation of postsynaptic membrane potential. Gene Ontology annotation, cellular component: postsynaptic membrane; plasma membrane. NCBI's taxonomy places the organism in Eukaryota, Metazoa, Chordata, Lepidosauria, Squamata, Gekkonidae. Gene Ontology annotation, biological process: monoatomic ion transport; modulation of chemical synaptic transmission; synaptic transmission, glutamatergic. The record is from RefSeq and is a predicted model, not a curated record. The transcript has 6 exons. The annotation marks the transcript as partial.